Molecule: messenger RNA, 363 nt
Organism: Lathyrus sativus (Indian pea)
Lineage: Eukaryota; Viridiplantae; Streptophyta; Magnoliopsida; Fabales; Fabaceae
Source: the annotation of a GenBank genome assembly
AUGACGGACACGAUGAAAGAAUGGUAUCACAAUCUAGGAGCUUUCAAACAAGAUGAGUUACAUCAUCUAGAAACUACAGCUAGUGUUCUUGGGGUUCUUCACCGAGAAUUUAUCGGUGAUAUGGAAAUAUUUGAUAGGAAAAAUAGACAAGAAUUGUUUGAGAUGAAGUGUUGUUCUCUUAAAACAAAAGACCUUGACAAACACUAUCAUAGGAUGGCACAGAGGUAUUAUGUCUUUAAUGGGUACAAUGACCCUAGUCUCAAGAAUACCUAUGUAUCCUCUCAACCACAAGAACAUCAACCAGAAAUUCAUAGAAUGUUAGUCAAAGCUCAAAAGGAUAUUAAAACCAUGAGUCUUGGCUAG